Messenger RNA from Pelobates fuscus (common spadefoot toad), 3909 nucleotides. RefSeq names its product epithelial cell transforming 2 (gene ECT2). Gene Ontology annotation, biological process: activation of GTPase activity; nervous system development; mitotic cytokinesis. Lineage: Eukaryota; Metazoa; Chordata; Amphibia; Anura; Pelobatidae. The transcript is spliced from 24 exons. Gene Ontology annotation, molecular function: guanyl-nucleotide exchange factor activity; GTPase activator activity. Gene Ontology annotation, cellular component: cell cortex; nucleus. The record is from RefSeq and is a predicted model, not a curated record. The coding region runs from base 1 to 2742 and encodes 913 amino acids.
AUGAAUGAAAACAGCAUUCUGAUACCUGCUGCAAACAAAAGCAUUCUCGCAGAUUCUUCUGUCUUUGACUCUAAAAUCAAUGAAACCUCAAAAGAAAACCUGUUUGCUGGUUCUGCAGAAAAUGAUGAAGAAAUGCCUCAAAUUGAAACCAGAGUGAUUCUGGUGGAAGAUGCUGGGAAAGAUGACGAUCUGUUAAAAGCUUUGGAGACAGUUAAAGUAAUGGAAGUUCCUGUUAUAAAGAUAAAGGAAAAUUGUACAGAGAAAUCCAGAGACUCAUUUAUUAAAAGCAUUGUAAAUAUGGAGAUUAAAGUUCCCUGCAUCAAAACGGAAACGGUGAAAGAGUAUGCAGAUGCCGAUGGACCUGAAUUCGAAAACGUGUUUGUUUUAUCAGACUUCCAGAAUCCAUCCUUUCAAUACUUGUAUAAAGCGGAUUGCAGAGUGCUUGGACCACCAAUAAUCUUAUAUUGUGCUCGCAAAGGAGAGCCUUUGCCUUUUACUUCCCGACCUCUGUAUUGUGCAAGCAUGUUAAAUUUGGUGCUCUGCUUUACUGGAUUCAGAAGAAAAGAAGAAUUGGUAAAGCUUGUGACCUUAGUUCAUCAUAUGGGCGGAACGAUAAGAAAAGAUUUUAGCUCAAAAGUUACCCAUCUAAUUGCUAAUUCAACUCAUGGAGAUAAAUUUAGGGUUGCUGUUAGUUUGGGUACCCCCAUCAUGAAAGCAGAAUGGAUAUUUAAAGCUUGGGAAAAAAGGAAUGAGCUUGAAUUCAGUGCAACAGAUGAUGAAUUCAAAAAUUCUUUUAAAGUCCCUCCCUUCCAGGACUGUGUACUAAGUUUUAUUGGAUUUUCUGAUGAAGAAAGGGUUAGCAUGGAAGAAAUGACAGAAAUGCAAGGUGGGCAGGUCUUACCUGUUGGCAAUGAAAAAUGCACUCAUCUGGUAGUUGAAGAAAGCUCUGUAAAAGAGUUACCUUUUGAGCCUCCUAAAAAGCUAUAUGUCGUAAAACAAGAGUGGUUUUGGGGAAGUAUACAGAUGGAUGCCCGAGCAGGAGAAACAAUGUACCUCUUUGAAAAGCCGGACAGCCCAGCUCUUAAAAAGUCUGUGUCCCUACUUUCAUUGAACACCCCAAACAGCAAUCGAAAGAAACGCCGCUUAAAGGAUACUUUAGCACACAUAACAAGAGAUACUGAUAUAUCGCCAUUUCCACCUCGCAAACGUCCUUCAGGUGACCAUUCAUUGUCUAUAGGAUCACUGCUUGAUAUCUCAAACACACCAGAUUCUGCAAAGUCCUACUCAGACACUCCAAAGACUGGUGCAAAAUUAUCCAAGUUUCACACCCCUGCUCCUCAAAAACAGUCAGCAAGGUGGCAGGUUGCUAUGGAAUUAUAUCAGACUGAGAACAAUUAUGUUGACAUUCUCACUACAAUAGUACAGCUUUUUCAAGUUCCAUUAGAAAAAGAAGGGCAAGUUGGAGGGCCAAUCCUUGCUCAAGAAGAAAUCAAGACUAUAUUUGGUAGUAUACCAGAUAUUCUUGAUGUGCACACUAAAAUGAAGAGUGACUUGGAAAAACUAAUGAUGGAGUGGACAGAAAGCAAAAGUAUUGGUGAUGUAAUUCUUGCUUAUUCUAAAGACCUGGUGAAAACAUACCCACCUUUUGUAAACUUUUUUGAAAUGAGUAAGGAGACCAUCAUACAGUGUGAAAAACAGAAGCCAAGAUUUCAUGCUUUUCUAAAGAUUAAUCAGGCCAAGCAAGAAUGUGGACGGCAAACUUUAGUCGAGCUAUUAAUUCGACCUGUUCAAAGGUUGCCAAGUGUUGCUCUUCUUCUCACUGACCUAAAAAAGCAUACAUCCGAUGAUAACCCAGAUAAGAUUAUGCUGGAGAAAGCCAUUGACUCGUUAAGAGAAGUCAUGACUCAUAUUAAUGAAGAUAAAAGGAAAACGGAGGGACAGAGGCAAAUUUUUGAAGUGGUUUAUGAGGUGGAUGGCUGUCCAGCAAAUCUGUUAUCCUCUCAUCGCAUGCUGGUACAGAGAGUGGAAACCAUUGCUCUUGGUGAUGAACUUUGUGACCGCGGAGAACAAGUUACGCUUUUCCUAUUUAAUGACUGCCUUGAGAUUGCAAGGAAACGGCAUAAGGUUAUUGGUACUUUCAAGAGUCCUCAUGGCCACACUAGACCCCCUGCAUCCUUAAAACACAUCAGCCUAAUGCCUCUUUCACAGAUAAAGAAAGUGCUUGACAUUCGGGAGACUGAAGACUGCCAUAAUGCGUUUGCUUUGGUAGUGCGACCUCCGACAGAACAGGCAAACCAGCUAUUUAGUUUCCAGCUGACAGCAGAGGAGCCUCCUAAAGUGGAUUGGCUGAAGAUGCUGUGCCGGCAUGUAGCCAACACCAUUUGCAAAGCAGAUGCUGAAAAUCUGAUCUAUACUACGGAUCCAGAUUCUUUAGAGGUCAACACAAGGGAUGUGGAUAGUACAUUGAGCAGAGCAUCAAGAGCCAUAAAGAAAACAUCGAAGAAAGUUACUAGAGCGUUUUCUUUUUCAAAAACUCCCAAGAGAGCCCUCCAGAGGGCUCUAAUGGUGCAAAAUACACCAGAUGGACAGAGCCCAGGCUCAAGCUCAAAGGGCUUUGCUGGUAGUCGCAUGUCAAGCACUACAUCGUUGGCAACAGUCUACUCGCCUUCGGUGGUAAACCUUCCAUCUUUGUUUGAAAAGAAGUACCAUACCUUCAGCCGAUCAACAACACACCUCAUAUAGGAAAUGUUAGUUCCUGCUUUAAAUGACAAAACAGCUGGCUGUUCUUAAAGACUUGGUAGUUCCAAUAUGGUACUCAUGGGUAGCACUUCAUAGCAGCUUGCAAGUAAAAUGAAGUUUAAAGAAAAUGUCUAAUAAGCUGCCUUAGGUGGACUGUAAAGACUUAAUCUGCACAAGUGGCACAUUGGUUGUGUUCUUUUCUCUUUAACAUUGCUUUGUGUGUUAUAUAUGUUUUUAUGUCUGACCUUGAUCCAUGCAUGUUUACAUGGGUCUUUAAACAAUGUCAAUGUCUCAGUGCUUUUUGGAUUAUUUGAAAACCAUAUUUGAUCUGUUUACUGUAAUUUGAUUAAAUCAUGAGCUGAAUAUUAAUAUGCCAAUCUUUAAAUAUGAAAAUGAUCAAACUAUCACUGUGGUGUGGUGAAUUAUGAAGGUAUUUUUAAUACUGACAAUUCCCCCUUCUGUUAGGAUCUCAUUUCUAGUUGUUACGUAAGCAUUCUGCUAGUCUCAAGGCAUUAGUAAAAAUGUAUUGUAAUUUUCGGUGGGCAAAGUGUAUUGCAGUCUGCAGUAAAGUUGUUACUGCUUGUAAUUGAAUCCUGAAAACGACCAUGGUAUCUUCAGAAAGUAAAGUCUUCCAUCCUGCUUUGGUUACAGGGUAUGUGCGGAAAAAGCAUCCUCUAAGAACGUAUUUCAGGAUUUUACUUAUCUGGCAUAUUGUCAAUUCAUAUAGUGACAGGUAUAACUGGCAUAUUUCUGAACCAUAUGAAUAGCUAUAAUAAUGAAAAUUAAAAAAAAUUGAACAUUCAACAUUUUUAAAGGCUUGGUUUGUGUCAGGAAAAAAGAAUCUGACUCCCUUUAAAAUACAAAGUCAGAUUCUACCUUGCAAUUAGGAAAUUACUUCUUGUCUUCAGAUAUUUUAAGGUGUUUGGAUUUUAAGCAAUUUAUACAUAUUUAUUUAUAGCCAAAAUAUGGCUUUUAAUGCAAGAAAAUUGUGUUUCUGAUUCUCAUUGUACUUGUAACACUAAUUUUUUUUUUCUUUCGUUUUCUACUGUAAUUUUGAUGUCUCUUGAGUAAAACCUGAAAUGUGGUAAUUGACACAGGUAUUCAUUAGUCUCAAAAUACAGAAUUUUGUGAGGGGCAAGCUUAUUGACGCAGUUUGCGUUCAUAACAACU